Molecule: messenger RNA, 2137 nt
Organism: Melospiza melodia melodia
Lineage: Eukaryota; Metazoa; Chordata; Aves; Passeriformes; Passerellidae
Gene: KCNS2
Product: potassium voltage-gated channel modifier subfamily S member 2
Exons: 2
Coding region: 112-1545 (477 amino acids)
Biological process (GO): potassium ion transmembrane transport; protein homooligomerization; regulation of delayed rectifier potassium channel activity
Cellular component (GO): voltage-gated potassium channel complex; membrane
Molecular function (GO): protein binding; voltage-gated potassium channel activity
Source: RefSeq, a predicted model, not a curated record
GCGGCGGCGAUGGCGGGCGGGGGCCGGGGGCAGCGGGGCGCGCCGGCGGGGGGCCGCGGCCGCUGAGGCAGCAGGUUUUCAUUCCAUACCCACCUUUGGAAGGAGCUCACUAUGACAGGGCAGAGUCUGAGGACUUUAUCUGAAGCGAAUUUUGAAGACAAUGAGAUCAGCAUCAACGUUGGAGGCUUCAAGAAAAAGAUGAGAUCCAACACAUUAUUAAGGUUCCCCGAGACCAGGCUGGGCAAAUUGCUGAGCUGCCAUUCAAAGGAGUCAAUACUGGAGCUUUGUGAUGACUAUGAUGACACCAAGAAUGAAUUUUAUUUUGACAGGAACCCCGAGCUCUUUCCUUACGUGCUACAUUUUUAUAACACUGGCAAGCUCCACGUGAUGGGUGAACUCUGUGUCUUUUCUUUCAGCCAAGAGAUUGAAUACUGGGGAAUCAAUGAAUUCUUUAUAGACUCCUGCUGCAGUUAUAGCUACCAUGGGAGGAAAAUGGAGCCAGACCAAGAGAAAUGGGAGGAACAAAGUGACCAGGAAAGUACGACAUCUUCUUUUGAUGAGAUUUUGGCAUUCUACAAUGAUGCCUCUAAAUUUGACAAACAGCCCUUUGGAAACAUCAGGAGGCAGCUCUGGCUUGCUUUGGAUAACCCUGGGUACUCGGUUUUAAGCCGUAUCUUCAGCGUCCUUUCCAUAGUGGUGGUGUUGGGCUCCAUUGUGACCAUGUGCCUGAACAGCCUCCCAGACUUCCAGAUUGUUGACAGCAACGGGAACACCGAGGAAGACCCUCGCUUUGAGAUCGUGGAACAUUUUGGUAUUGCAUGGUUCACUUUUGAACUGGUGGCAAGAUUUGCAGUAGCUCCUGACUUUUUAAAAUUUUUCAAGCAUGCCCUGAAUUUGAUUGACCUAAUGUCUAUCCUUCCAUUUUAUAUUACAUUAAUUGUCAACUUGGUGGUGGAAAGUAGUCCGACUUUAGCAAAUUUAGGCAGAGUUGCACAAGUCCUGAGACUCAUGAGGAUUUUCCGCAUAUUAAAGCUUGCCAGACACUCCACAGGUCUCAGGUCUCUUGGAGCCACUCUGAAGUACAGCUACAGAGAGGUGGGGCUUCUUUUACUCUACCUCUCUGUGGGCAUCUCCAUUUUCUCAGUAGUGGCUUACACUAUUGAGAAAGAAGACAAUGAGGGGUUAGCCACCAUCCCUGCUUGUUGGUGGUGGGCUACUGUUAGCAUGACCACAGUGGGCUACGGGGACGUGGUGCCAGGGAGCACUGCUGGCAAGCUGACAGCAUCUGCAUGCAUCCUAGCUGGUAUCCUAGUGGUAGUGCUUCCCAUUACACUGAUCUUUAAUAAAUUCUCUCACUUCUAUAGGCGUCAGAAGCAGUUAGAGAGUGCCAUGAGAAGCUGUGAUUUUGGUGAUGGCAUGAAAGAAGUUCCAUCUGUCAACUUAAGGGACUACUAUGCUUAUAAAGUUAAAUCCCUUAUGGCCAGCCUGACCAAUAUGAGCAGGAGUACCCCCAGUGAGCUGAGCCUGAAUGAUUCACUGCAUUAGUGUACAAGUCUGACAGCAGUUUGCAUGAGAGCUAUCAAGAGCUAUGUUUAUAAAUGUUUUCCUAUUUGUCUUUUUUUUUUUCCCCUAGAAGAUAGUGUUGCUGACACUGCACUUUGCACUUGAGAAACUAAAGACAUUUCUAUCACAAGUUAACAGUUUGCACAUUUUCAUCUUGUUGCAUAAGGGUACUGAGUGCUGACUUUUCCAUACAAACGUUACCACUUUCAUGCCAUUACUACUAGUGGUAUAGUGAUGAUCUGUUGCUUUGUGCAUUUUCUCAUAUGAGCAGAGAAAUGAAUGUACCCAAGUGGAAUAAAAAUUCUCAGCUGUGACAUGAGUAAUGAAAAAAUCACCUAUCACCUAUACUGGUGUCUGUACUAGUAUAAGACUUCCCAUGCAUUUUACAAUGGUUUGAAACAGCCACCUGUGAGUCACUGACACGGCAACACUUCUACCUAUAUUGCUGACCAGUGAUUCUGAUCAUCACUUGCCUGAAAACACCUCUGAGUUUGCUUAUUCUUGAGAGUGUGUGUUAAAAUCUGUGUGUUCUUGUUCUGAAAUGUUAUGUAUAAUAAUAUUUUUCAGAAUCUUC